AUGGAGAAAGCUGAGCGGCAGUCGCAGCAACCAGACAUCUCAGAGCCUGAAAAGGACACGGAGAGCUUCCCGCUAUCGCGGAUAGCCUUCGACCUUGAAGCAUAUGCUUUGAGAUAUAUAUGGUGGCAGGGUAGCGACGGGCGGUGCUUGAAACGUGGAGCUUUGACACGGCUCCUCCACAUUGCCACAAACGCACCCAGAGAGGAACUGCGAAAGGAGGCUGCGCGUCUAGGCCUGCAGAUUCUUACGAACAACUUUUCCGAAGCAGCUGGUCUUGCCUUGAUGGCACCUUGUGCAACAAAGCCAUGCGCGAGUGGCUCGGCACUUGAGGUUCGUAGAUGGGGUGAUUCCCCUCCGCUACUCUCGCCGGGUCGUAGUGGUCGUUCAUGCGCUGUGCGGGGCGAAUCAUCGUUGUUGGAUAUGGUCCGUCAGGAGCCCGUUGAUCUGGGGCUCUACGCAGAAUUCAAAAGAAUUCUAGACGAACCCAUCGACGUAGCGUUCACAUGUGAAUGCAAAGAUGCCUUCGCCAAGUAUCGGAAUUCGCUACUGCGAGGGCUGGAGAUCAGCCAGCAAAAGGGAAUCGAUCAGGCCGUUCGCUCUUCAUACAACGAACUGGCCCACUUCUACUAUGAACAUGGAUACCUGGAUGAGUCCCUGAGAUAUUUACAGAUGAUGGAAGCUCGCGGUAUGCAGAAACAUGAACUUCUCUGUUGGAUCCUAGAUAUAUUGCGUAUUCAUCUGGAGAAAUUGUCCUCCAGGGUUCAUGCCCAGGAAAAUCGAGGUCCGCGGCACGAUUUCGCUGCACAAUAUCCACAAUUCGAUCUCGAUGCAUGUCAUGGUCACGAAAGCACGGCUCUAGCGCGUAUUCCAUUGCAGAUCGAUCUCAGAGGGGAUACUUCACGUAUAGAGCAGCUGGCACAUAUAGCCGAAACAUCGCUGGAAGAGAAAGACAUCGCUGAAGCCACAGCGUUGCAAGCUGGUCUUGCUUUGGUCGCACUUCAUAAUGGUCAAUACCGUCGAGCAGUGAAGCACUUUCUUGCCGUAACCACAGCCUUUCGUGAUAGUGGGUUCACGGAUAUGAUAUCGAGUGACGACAUCGCGUUGCACGCGGUCCUGUGUGCAAUCGCCACCUUGAAUCGGGAGGAAAUUCUGGAGUGGAUCCUGCAGAACAGAUCGUUCUUGCCCAUACUUGAUCAAAACCCGAUUUCCAAAGAAUUGCUGAAUAGCUUUUUCAAUAGAAAAUUCCCUGAUCUGUUACGAAGUUUGCGGGCUUUGCAACACGAUCUGAGCAUGGACUUGUAUAUGCAUUCGCACACCGAAGGUUUGACGCGCCUGAUUCGCCAUAGAUGCUACGUUGCAUAUGUCCGGCCCUUUCGCAGAAUCCGACUCUCCCGGAUGAAGUUUGAACUUCUCGGAUCGGAUUCAUUCGAUGCAAGUAGCGAUGAUAGCUUUGAGCGUGAUCUCGAGUGGCUCCUGCGGCAGGGAUGCAUCCAAGGCCAGCUUCAUCUCGAGGAAGAUCUGCUCGAAGUCAACAGCUACGAUGGACACGCGCUCAUGAUUGCCUCUGUUUUAGAUGAGGCAAGCAGUUCUUGGGCGUUCUGCGAGAAAGAAACUUUGCGAUUUGCGUACUCGACCUGCCGAAUGGGGUUCCCACCCUAG
Molecule: messenger RNA, 1659 nt
Organism: Cyanidioschyzon merolae strain 10D
Lineage: Eukaryota; Rhodophyta; Bangiophyceae; Cyanidiales; Cyanidiaceae
Product: similar to FUSCA protein FUS6
Exons: 1
Coding region: 1-1659 (552 amino acids)
Cellular component (GO): COP9 signalosome
Source: RefSeq, a predicted model, not a curated record